Molecule: messenger RNA, 6046 nt
Organism: Neoarius graeffei (lesser salmon catfish)
Lineage: Eukaryota; Metazoa; Chordata; Actinopteri; Siluriformes; Ariidae
Gene: rnpepl1
Product: arginyl aminopeptidase like 1
Exons: 11
Coding region: 383-2461 (692 amino acids)
Biological process (GO): proteolysis
Molecular function (GO): metalloaminopeptidase activity; zinc ion binding
Source: RefSeq, a predicted model, not a curated record
AGUCACUCAACAUAGGUUCGUUCAUUUCAGCUUUAAUGGUGGUGUCUUUUUUCUUUAGUUUCAUAUCUACCCGGUUUGUCUAAAGCUAUAAUAUUUUUGUUUUUAAUGGAGGAUGGAUUGGUGAACUGUCUGCUCUCUGCGGUCCCGAUGGAUUUUACGUAGAUGUUUUUGUUUGGCAGGAUAUUAUGGUUCUUGCUCUUGUCUUUCCUGGAAUAAUUCUGCAUUCAGUUUAAAACUUUGCAGCCUUUGUUUAAAAAAGAGAAAAAGACAGCCAUGUUACAGGUGUAGAGGAAGUGCGUCGCGUGUGUUUGCACCUUGUUUUGUUUGUGUGAACUUUUCCCUUGGACUUUUUUUUUUAAUCGAUCCGAGGCUGAGCGUUGCCAUGGCCGAGCUGAACGCGGCGCUGUGCUGCUGCUGCCGGAAGGCGCUGCCGGUUCCCGGUAAAACUCGGGACGGAGCUCGGGCACUCGGUCGCUGCCGGCUGGUUGAUGUCGCGUCGGCGUCCAACUUUCACAGCUUCUCGCUGCGCCACUUCCACUUGGACCUGCGGGUGAACUUCGGCCUGAAGAGGAUCACAGGCUGGCAGGUGCUGGAGCUGGUGACACUGCAGCCUGGUGUACAGGCACUGGUUCUGGACGUGCACCCAUCUCUACUGAUCCACUCUGUAGACUGCAAGGUCCCAGGGACGUCCGGAUCUCCUGAUAUCAUCUUCUCUCUCUCCUACAACCUCGAGCCGUUCACCGACUACGGGUCCUCGCUCCGCAUCGCUCUCCCCGUCGCUGCGAUCCGGACACACCGCCCCUUCCGGGUCACUAUCCGCUACACCACCACUGACGGACCUGCGAUCUGGUGGUUGGACACAGAGCUAACGUGUGGUCAGACGCGGCCGUUGGUCUUCACUCAGGGUCACUCUGUGUGCAAUCGUUCCUUUUUCCCCUGCUUUGACACUCCAGCUGUCAAAAGCACCUACUCCGCUACAAUUAGGGUUCCAGAUGGAGUGACUGUGCUAAUGAGUGCUUCCAGGAGUGUGUACUCUAAGCAGGACCGGCUGUUCCAGUUCUCUAUGGAGUACCCUGUACCUGCCUACUUGGUGGCCCUGGUGGCUGGAGAUCUACAGCACGCUGACAUCGGACCCAGGAGCCGUGUGUGGGCUGAGCCCUGUCUCCUGACCUCUGCUGUUAGUAAGCUGGGAGGCAGUGUGGAGCGCUGCCUUGAUGUAGCCGAGCAACUCUUUGGCCCUUAUGUGUGGGGCAGGUACGACAUUGUAUUCCUCCCCCCUUCAUUCCCUAUUGUGGCGAUGGAGAACCCGUGUCUCACAUUUAUCAUCUCCUCCAUUCUGGAGAGCCAGGAGUUCCUGCUGAUUGACGUCAUUCAUGAGAUCGCUCAUGGCUGGUUCGGAAAUGCUGUCACUAACGCCACCUGGGAGGAGAUGUGGCUCAGUGAGGGACUGGCCACGUACGCACAGAGACGCAUCACUACAGAGGUUUAUGGUGAAGCCCUCACAUGUCUGGAGACGGUCUUCCGUUUGGACGCGCUGCACAGACAAAUGCGUCUCCUAGGAGACAACAAUCCAGUGAGCAAGCUGCAAGCCAAGUUUGAGCCAGGAGUUAACCCCAGCAGUCUGAUGAACCUGUUCACCUAUGAGAAAGGCUUUUGCUUUGUCUCGUACCUCUCACAGCUGUGCGGUGACAUCAAAAGAUUUGACACUUUCCUCAAAGCCUACAUCGAGCAGUUCAGGUUCAGCAGUGUGGUUGCUCAGGACCUGCUCGAUUUCUUCCUGGGCUUCUUUCCUGAGCUGAAGGAGAGCUGUGUAGCACAGCGAGAGGGAUUGGAGUUUGAGCGCUGGCUGAAUGAGUGUGGCCCUCCUCUGUGUGAGCCAGAUCUUUCUGCUGGUGGCAUGUUGACUGGGCCUGUCCAGCACCUCUGUGAACUCUGGGGCAUGGACUCGCCUGACCACCAAGUCAUUGCAAACUUUGACCUCUCCACAUGGAGCACCUUCCAAACCGUUCUCUUCCUGGACCGAUUGCUGGACCGCUCACCUCUGCCACAAGAAGUGAUGAGUCUCCUGUCGAGCUGUUACUCUGUUCUGCUGGAUGGCAUGAAUGCUGAGGUGCAGAUUCGCUGGUUGCAGGUCGUAGUGAGGAACAGCUUCUAUCCUGAUCUGCAUCGUGUUCGCAGUUUCCUGCACAAACAUACCUCACGCAUGUAUACAGUGCCUCUGUAUGAGGACCUGUGUGGAGGAGUUCUGAAGUGUUUCGCUGUCGAGGUGUUCUACCAAACACAGGACCGUUUACACCCCAACCUGCGCAAAGCACUGCAGCAGAUUCUAUUCCAAAGCAGUGCAGCAAGCACCUCUAGCACUCCGGCCCUGGUUGGCCCAUCCGAGUCCACUCCCUCGCCACCCUCAGACCCACCCACUAAUGGGACCAUGGCCUUGCUGGAUGUCAAUGUAUCUGCAUGACACUUUAGAGAGUUGCAGGAGAUGCAGAGUAAGUGAACUGAGAAGUGAGUGGAGAAGCCCAUCACAGGAGGAUGGUGUGUGCGCGCACAUGUGUGCAUGCGCGUGUGUGCACUCUUCAACACUGGGAUUUUUACAUGCACCUUCAAACCUUCAAUAUUCACAUUCAAGCUGCUCAGGUUUUGUGGAAUAAAGUGGGGGACAGACAUCAUGGACUGUGUAUAAAGAUGAUAUACAUUUUUUUUUUCCUCCAAUUCUGUCCACAUUCACUGGAUAGGAGUAAUCGCACACUCUGGCUACUGUACUACUAGGAUAUCAGCUCAUGUACCAUGAGUAGAGAAAAACAAAAUGGUAGAGCGCAUCAAGUCAGAUAUAUCACUUUAUCAAGUAUUUAAAAGAAACAGAACUGGCUAAAAUAAUAUAGUCCACCCCACCCCCAGCUAUCUCCUGUUCUACACUCCAACCCAGUUGGUGAUGGUAAUGCACCUUUAAGUUGGUUUGCCAACUGCCAAAAAAAAAACCUCUAAAGAAGAAAAUGGCAGAGCGUGUUACUGAACCAGCCAAGGACGAAAUAAAAAUACUCAAACAAAACCUCAAAAAAUACCAAAAAACAGGAACAAAAUACGGAAUUAAAAUAUUUUAUGAUAAAAACGUAAUUUUUUUUUGAUAAAUAUUAUUAUUAUUAUUAUUAUUAUAGCCUUUUUCUCAAAUUGCUCCUGUCAUUUUGCCGGUUCGUGUACAUUCUAAGUGGAAAUGAUUUUGUCGGUUGUUUUGUAUAAAGUUUUUAUUUAUCAAAUUUGCAAAAAAAAAAAAAAAUGCUGUGUUUCUCAAAAUCCAGUGAAUGUGGAUAGAAUAAAACAGUUAUUCCACUCAAUCUUGUCAUACAUGGCUUAUAGCCAACUAGGCGCUACGUGCCUUAUAGGCUAUCAGCUCACGCACGACUCGAUUUCAUGGGAUAACUGUUAAAUAAAUAAAUCUCAAAUAUUAGUGUGUAUGAGGGUGCAUUAUGGAUGUCAGUUACAGAUUGCCAUCUGAUAAUUCCAUGUUGGGGUGUGUGUGUGUGUGUGUGUGUGUGUUGGCGUUUGCACUCUGCCUAUGCACCUAUUUGAAUGUUUUGCACCCUUGAAAACUCACAUGUGCCACUGACCUCAGAUCACAUGAUGUGACUAGUAAUGGACUCCCAAUCAGAGACUGGACUUAAAAGCCAGCUAAUGACACAUGAAAGCUGCUCAUGGAUUAAAGAUAUACUUUGGCCAAAAAUGAAAGGUACACAGUUUUCCUUUUAAUGUGGAUUUGGAUGAUCAGCCGAGGCAUGUUUGGUGUCCUGAAGUUAGCUGCUGCUGCUUCUUCUCCUUCUGAAAUUAGCUGCUUUGUUGUCGUCAUCAUUGUCUUCUUUUUCUGAAGUUAGCUGCUGCUUCUCCUUUUUCUUCUUCUGAAGUUAGCUUCUUUUUCCUCUUCUGAAGUUAGCUGUUCCUUCUUUUUCUGAAAUUAGCUUCUCCUUUUUCUUCUGAAGUUAGCUUGUUAUUAUUAUUCUGAAAUUAUCUGCUCUAUUAUUAUUAUUAUUAUUAUUAUUAUGAAAUUAUCUGCAUUAUUAUUAUUAUUAUUAUUAUUAUUAUGAAGUGAUCUGCUGCUGCUGCUUCUUCUGAAGUUAGCUGCUGCUUCUCCUUCUUCAGGCUGGAGCCCUACAAGGUGCAAUAUAUGCUUAUGCCCUCCAGUUUAGCAUUGUGCAAACUACAUUCCUAAAUCACACGCCAGCGUCAAAGGGCAGUAAGUGGGUAAUGGACUACUCCACCCUGAAACACAUUAAAUGUGCUGAGAUUGAAAUAUUAGUGAUUCUGCUGCUAAUUUGUUGGUUGGUGCUAUAUGAGAAUUUAGUGGUUGUCUGCUACACUAUCACAGGACGAUGUUGUUGUUGGUUGCGCCCAUACGAUAGUGUUUAAUAGGAUAAAUAUUUUCAACAAUCUCAGACAUAAGGUGUAAAAGUCAGAUUUCACCAUUAGCUUUUCUCACUCUCCAUUUUCCAGCAACAUUCAGUUUCAUAUUAAUGAAACGUUAGUGGAGACAUUGGUGCACAAGUUGGACUCCCGAGUUCCAGAACGCAGUUACGCCAAGUUACAGCAGAGACACGACUCGGCUAGUUAGUGAUCUACGAGCUCAUCAAUACGAUGGCAUUGUCAGCGGUAUUAGCCUGAAUACUGAAGAGUUCGAAGCUGAUCUGUUUGAGCAGAGCGCACAGAAGAGGCAGCAAGAGAGUUGGACAGAUUAAAGGACUAAAGCACUGCUGCAUCACUCUUUUUAAGUAGAAAUGAGGUGAAGGUUAAAGCCCACUGGCACCAUUAUCAGUGAGGAGUCGGAACAGCAUUGUGGGUAAUGUAGGGUACCAUUAAUGAAAGUGAAAACAUCAAUAUGCCACUGAAAAACUUGGAUCCAAACUGAUGAUCACGUUAAUUAUAGAGAGUCGUUCAGGGUGGAUUUUUCCCUUAAUAGACCACUUUAAAGCCAGAAAUGCUUCUUCCAUAGCAAAUAAUUUGGUGUUAAUCCACACAAACAUCGGCGCGAGUAAAAAAAAGUUCUGAUCUGAAGGUUGUGAAUUGUGUGUGAGAAGUGAUUUGGAUGAUCUUGUAGCUCUGUGUUGCACAUUUAUUUAUUUUUUAAAUAAAGACUGCUAUGAGUUAUUCUGGUAUUUUAGCAAACUGUGUACAAAAGAUUUUACUAAGUCGACUGACUUGUGUUGAAGUGAGUGUGUGAUCAUUUUGGUUCAAAGCUUCAGUGCAAAACUAAAAGCUGAUGACUGAUGAAAUGGUGUUUAAAUUCAUUUUUGGCCAAACGAUCAAGUCACGUGAAAGCACGUCCAUCAAGUAAUAUUCCAGAGGAGUCCUGAAUGAGCCUGGCUUCCUCAUGAGGACGACGCCCUGAAUGCAAAUUGGAUAAAAACUCUUUUUCCUCUUUCCUGAAUGGUUUGUUUGAUUAUCUGAACCCCUUUCCCUGAUCUUACUUCGAUUCGACUCUCAGGUGUGUCGGUGCUGAAGCAACAGAGACACAUCAGUGCCUUUGAAAGAAAACUUUCUCAACACUCAUCAGUGUGGCUGCCCAAAAUGACCAGCGACUUCGUUGUGCUUGAAGCCAUGUUUGGAGCACAUCAGUGUUGGAGAGAAAUCUCCUGCAGGUUUCUUGUACAUCACGCACACUUUUAAUACACAUCGUUCUUUCGUCUGUUUUUUUUUAUUAGGAAUAAGAAAAGUGUGCUAAUUAAAACUUUGGUUUGCUGCUUUAGGUUUUUAACAUCAUGGUGAUGGAACAGAUUUUCAUGUUAACACUUUUUUUUUUUCCUCAACCCCAUUGUUGUCAUUUUUGUUAGUGAGCCUGAAUGCCUUUUAAUAUUAAAAAAGGAGAGAAUGCAGCAUAAAUGCAACACAUUAAAUGCAAAAGAGGUUGGUGGAGUUAGAUUUAUUGAAGGAAAUGUCAUUGGAUGGAUGCGAGAUGAGUUGGUGUGUGUGUGUGUGUGUGUAUCAACAUCACUGGCCUUAAUAAGCCAAGCAAAUAAUGGUUUGGUUUCUGUUUUACAGAAAAUAAACGUCAUGAAAAUGA